This is a messenger RNA of Scylla paramamosain (green mud crab), 8364 nucleotides long. RefSeq names its product LMBR1 domain-containing protein 2 homolog. Gene Ontology annotation, cellular component: membrane. Bases 967 to 3147 code for a protein of 726 amino acids. The transcript is spliced from 11 exons. NCBI's taxonomy places the organism in Eukaryota, Metazoa, Arthropoda, Malacostraca, Decapoda, Portunidae. The record is from RefSeq and is a predicted model, not a curated record.
UAAAUCUCAGUAUGAAUUUCAUUGUGAUAGAAAAGCAUCACUAGCUAUCUGAAGUACACAUUUGCACAUAAACUGUUACUAUUACUAGACCACCUGUGGUUAUUUACUGGAACUGUUCUGAGGAUUUUAGUUGAAUGACUGCUUACUGCAUUUUGUGCUUCAAGAAGAAAAUUCUUUUGGCUGAUUUAUUUGUGUUUAUGUGCAAAAGAUUUACUUUAAGUGGUGGCACAAUACAAUACUGGUAAUGAUCAAGAUUCUCAGAAUAUUAGUUAUGAUUCUACUGAAUGUAUGCAUGAAGUUUGUGUGAAUCAUUACAAGCCAAGAUAAGCAUGAAUUCCCAACUCUGAAAGAAUAAUUGACUUCAUAAAGUACUUUUUAUGAUUUCAAUAAGUUUGAAAACUGGACAUAGUGCUUUUUUUUUCUUUAGAAAGUUUUAAAAAAGUGAAGUUGUAGAAACUAUACAUAUAUAUCAUUGAAAAGAGACUACAUCAUCUGUUAUGGUCCAAACCAAGAUUAUAUGAGAAUAAAUAUACUACCUACUGUACUACAGAAAACAAAUUUUAUAGAAUUUUAGGAAGUGAAGUCACCUUCACGGAGUGGAAGAAAUAAGAUUGAUAAAGAAAAUACACCUUAAUGUGUGAAUAUGCCAUAUACUCAUCUUGAAAGCAACAGCAAGUAAACAGAACCCAUUCCUUGAGUGUCAUAUGAACCCAAAACUUCAUGAAGUUGAAACUAAAAAAUUACUCAAGAUAUUCAGGAAGUCGUUUCUUCAUGAAGAUGCUGGAAGAAGACUUGAGGGAAAGAAAAGAAAGAACCUGAACAAAAUAUUUUGACAAAUCUUAAGAAAAGAAAAAGGGAGGCUUGUUUAUAAAAUAGUUUCUCUAUACUAAGAAAAGGAAAAUAGAUACAUCCUUAUAAAUAAAACUUAAAGUACGAAAGUUUUUGUCCAUUUUUAAGUAUAUCAAGAUGAGUGUGGGACCCUUAGUGGUGGAGGUGCUGCUGACCUUCAUAGUGGCAGCGGUGGUGCUGUGCCGUUAUGGCAACUGGUACCGCCAUCACCUGGUGGUCACUGUCUCAGUCCUGGUGGCCUGGUACUUCUCAAUGCUGAUUGUCUUCAUCCUGCCACUGGAUGUUUCCAAUACUAUCUAUGAGAACUGCUUGCAGGACCUAAAGGAGCAAACAAUAGUCCAUCCCUCCAAUGCAGCAUUGCCUGAUGGUGAUGGUGGAGAUGGGGAUAACAACACCCUGAUGGCUGCUGAUCUAACCAUUGAGGGAGUGGAUGGGACCAACAUUACCACCAUCAACAUCACUACCACCACCACCACCACUACCACCACCACCACCUUGCCUCCUCCAGAAGUAGGAUGCCUCAAGCCAUGGAGCUUUGUGCCUGCUGGAGUGUUCCCAGUCUUCUGGAGGGUGGUGUACUGGACAUCACAGUUCUUAACAUGGGUGAUAUUGCCUCUGAUGCAGUCAUACACAAAAGCUGGAGAUUUCACAUUCGGCUCCAAGCUCCGCUCUGCACUGAUAGACAACAUUAUUUACUAUGGCUCUUAUCUGCUUAUUGUGGGCAUCCUCUUGUUGUACAUUGCCUUUACUGACAUGGGCCUUGAUGGAGCCAAGCUACGUGCCAUUGCUGCCUCUGCCUCCAACACUUGGGGGCUGUUUUGGCUAGUGUUAUUGUUGGGCUAUGGGUUGGUUGAGGUACCCCGCUCCAUCUGGCACUCAGCCUCCACUCUUCACACCCUUCACCAUGCUUACUUCCGUGCUGCCAAACUUUCCCAGGAGCGUGCUGAAUCCAAUGAACGAGUCAGCGAUCUCCUUCAGAGCAUGAGGGCCCUGGGUGGCAGCAUUGGGCCUGGCCAUCCCCUGCGGCCACACAUGGAUGUGAUAGAGAGCAAGGUGCCCACAGAGCUAUUGGACAGAGUUCGCCGCCAACCACCCCCAGACUCACCACAUGCUGAUGUGCCAUCAGAGAAAGCUCUUGUCAGACUCCAUAAACAGCUGCUCAAGGCCCUGCAAAACCAACGUCGUGUUGAGACCCAAUGGGGACUACUGGUGGAGAAAGUAGUGGAUCUGGAGGACACCUAUCGUAACUCUCUUUCCCAUGACUCUACCUUCAAGCACUCCACUCCACCGAACCGCCACCACAUCAUCUCCUAUGUCUACACACCUACAAUAGAGUGGGUGUGGCGGUGCAAGGUGCGAGGGUGUUUGCUGCGGGCACUGGCAGUGUUCUUUGCCCUGGUAUCUGUGGUGGUGGUGUGGUCUGAGCUUACCUUCUUCAGCACCAAUCCCACAAUCUCCCUCUUUGCUGUGUUUGUCAACCUAGCCAAGGCCAACUAUGAUUACUUCACUAUUGAGGUAAUCUCUUCCUUGUCCAUGGCAUACAUUGCCCUGUGUGCCUACUCCACCCUCUUCAAGAUCCGUGUACUCAACUUGUACUACCUGGCACCACACCACCAAACAGAUGAGUACUCUCUCAUCUUCUCUGGUAUGAUGCUGUGUCGCCUCACCCCACCCAUGUGCCUCAACUUUCUCUCCCUCAUCCACAUGGACUCCCACGUGAUCAAAGUCCGCACAGAAGAGACCCACUACACCCAGAUUAUGGGCCACAUGGACGUUAUUCGUAUCAUCAGUGAUGGGUUCAACAUUUACUUCCCAAUGAUGAUUGUGGCACUGUGUCUGGCCACCUACUACAGCCUGGGAUCACGCCUUCUCUCAGCUCUUGGGUUCCAACAGUUCAUGUGUGAUGACGACCUCACCACUGACUUGAUUGAGGAGGGCAAGACACUCAUCAACCGAGAAUCCCGUCGACGCCAGAGGAUGGAAGACAAUGCUGCUAGACGCAAGGACUUUGCAGAAAGGUUUGGAGGCGGAGAGUCAUCAGCCAGCAUGUACAGGUCAGCACGACAGAGAGCAGAGGAAUUGGUGCGACCACUAAGGAGGGAAGAUUCCUCAGAAUCUGCCCAACUAGAGCUCCUGGGCGGGUCACAAAGUAUAGCUGACUAUGCCUCUCACACCACCACCACCUCUUCCAUGGAUGACCCAGAGGUGGGGCAGGGUGGGGUCAGGUUGAGUGGCCUUGGCCAGUAUUCCAGAGCCCGCACGCACAAGCCUGACAAGGGGCUGUUUGAUGAUGUAUAAGUAUGAUGCCAUAAAAUUCACUUCAGUAUAGUCCAUUCUGUCACCCCACAAAUGAACAAUUGGUGUUUAUAAUAUGAGGUCCAAAUUUUUCUUAGAAUUUGUGCUUUUUCUUCUGGAAAAUAAGUUAAAAUCAUGAUAAAUCAAACAAAUAAAGUGCACAAUAUGAACAUUAAGUUGAGUAUUUAUGGUGUGAUUAUGCAGAAAUGAGAUGCCAUAUUCAUUUAUAGUCAUAUAUAAAGGUGCAACUAUAUUUAAUAAUCUUAUUCUUGAUUGAUAAUAUACCCAGUUGCAAGACACAAGGCAUAGAAUAUGUAUUCCUUGCAUGUCAUCAAAGAGGACUAAAGACCCUCUCCUCCAUAUGUUUUUCUUUCAAGGUGUAAAGAGGAAGAGGAGAUUCAGUUCUUGACCCUAGAAAAUUAGAUCUGUGAAUGUACAUGUUUGUUCUAUAAUUAAGACUGAAAGGAUGACGAAAAGUACUUGUAUUCAGUAGAUUUAGUGAAAGCAUAUGAUUGAAGUUGGUUUUGGGUGUAAAUAAAUUUAGAGAACAAAUGUAACAAAGUUGAUGAGAAAGAGAUAAACUAUUUUGAAAUUGUAAGGGCAAAGUGAUAGACUGAAUAUCUGAAAAGUUAUGUAGAGAGUGCAGCAUGUGUUACAGUGAGGAAUAAUGUAAGAUUAAUGAUAUGUGAUAUCAGUGGAGUCAAAAUCAGUUGUUAUUUGCAGAUGAUACAGCAAUAAUGAAGAGAUUUUGGUAACUGGCAAAGGAAUUUGUAAGUGUAUGUAAAGAAAGAAAAAUGAGAGUAAGGUAGUGAAACAUGGUAUGAGGAUGAAUGUUGUUGUAAAUGGUAAAUUGCUUGAAAAGGCAGAAUGUGUAAGGAAUUAUGAUCAAGUGUUGCUGUAGAUUGGAGGUGUUUAGAUGCAGAUUGCUCAAUGAAUGCAUAAUUGUAAGACUUGAAACAUGAGAGGACAAAUGAGGAGAUUGAAUAUAAUGGAAAUCUGCAUUAGGAUUGUGUGGAGUGACAUGUCUCAGUUGAAUAGGAAAUGAGGAAGUGCAAAGAACUCUUAUAAGAAAGUUAGCUGAAUAAAUUGAAUGUGGUAUUGUGAAGGAAAAAAAGACUGAUGGGUAAAAAAGGUAACCAGAUCUGAUGUAAGACAUUUAGGCAUGGGAAAAAACAUGAAUAAUGUGAAGAGAGUACUAGAUGCAAGAGUGAUGCUGGUGGAGCAAGAAAGACUGGUUCCAUAUACUAGGGAUGAAUGGAGAGCAAUUAUGAAUGCAUAAAUGAUGUAGCUUGCUGGGCUAGAUGGGAAGUUCCCCCACCACCAGCUAAUCAUCAGCACAGAUGCAAGGAAAGGGAUAGGUACAGCAAGGGAAAACCAGCUCAUCUGUCAGACCUUGCAGUUGAUUUUCCUAAAUGUGCUGUGUGACUGACCCCUCAUGCAUUGUGUGGUGCAGAUCAGUUGUCUCUCCUAUAUAGGUUUAGAGAAAGAUGCAAGAGAAUCCAGGUAUGUGUAUGUAUUUGUGUAGAUACCUUGUCAAACCACCCCCACUUAAAUAAAGUAUGUCAGCUUGUUAUAUAAAUACACCAAUAGGUUCUUUAUCACAUCAUGUGUUCAUGUUUGUGAUGCUAGUCUGUUAAUAAUGAAACCGGUAUAAUUUAUUAAACACAACUACUUUGGUGUUGGUUUAGGUUAGAACAUAAGGCUGAAGAGAAUAGUGUAACAACCAUAAUACUGUGCCUUCUUGAUGCCUCAAUCCAUGAUAUUGGCUGGUAUCAACAAAGUCAUUCUAAACAGGAAGAUUCCAUGGGCCAUAGCAUUAAGGGAACAUGAUGUGGAUGAUACUGUACAAGUUGGAAUGUUCUUAAAACAAAUUUUAGAUAAAGUCACAAGAGAUUAGUGUGUGGCAAGAAUGGUAUUAAUUUACUCUUCAUACACAUUUUAUAAUUAAUAGAUGAUACAUUUAAUUAAUGCAAAGUUUCCUCAGAUCAUUACACUUCCAAAAUCUGAAAGUUAUAUAAUCUUCAAGCUUAGAAUUACUUACACUGAAAUCAGAAUUAUCCUCUUCCAUCUAGUACAUUCAGGACUUAUGGUCAUGUUUUCUACACACUUGGUAUUAAAUGUGGUAACAGCCCAGGAAGGAUUGGUGUGAAAUUUUUGUACAAGAUCAAGAAGGUGCAGUGAACAGCUGAUUACGAUCAGAGAGACAUUUAGUAAUAAUCUGUAGUAAUGAUGUUUUGUGUGCAAUAUUUUCAUGUUAUAUUAAUUAAUUUUGAUGAUAGAAAGCCCUCCUGCUGAUAAACUCCUGAAAACACCACUUCUGUCAUGGUACAUAAUAUGCGACUGGAGGAACAAUAUUCUAGCUAUUGUACAGGCUAGACGUACCUAGGUACUUAAGCAAGUGCUAGAGUAGCUUAUCCAAAUGCUUGGCUGUAAUCCUCCUGUUAAUGUUUAAAUUUUAGCAGGAUCAGUAUGGAGUGAGAGCUAGUCUUCUCUCCUAAUAUCACUUCUAAUGUGGAUAAUUGUUGGCAUCACAGAACAUCAUCAGUGGUAAAGUUGUGAUGUGUAGUCUGUAUUACAAUGCCUAAUGUGGUGGUGGUAGCAGUGGUAGAAGUAAUAAUAAUAAUGAUAAUUAAUGAUAAUAAUAACAAUAAUAGUUGUAAUAGAAAAGUCCAGAUCCAAACAAGUGUCAUCUUGACACCUAUGGCAGAAUAUUAUGUCUUAAUCAUGUAUCAUCACAAACAGCUUAGAUAUAUGUCAAUUUUAGGUGAAGGCUAAGUAAGGAGUGUCACCAAGUUUAUCCACCAUCACUGAUACAUGUAAGCUAGUUUAUAAGGGUCUGGUAUGAUCUUUGUGUAUGUGAAAAUGGGAUUUUAUUUAUUAAUUUAUUUUUAGGUAUUAGCUUGUUUACCCUUGAGGGUGUGGCAUACACUAUGUCUAGUCUCUUGACACACACACACACACACACACACACACACACACACACACACACACACACACACACACACACACACACACACACACAAUGAUAACAUUUUCACUUGGCAUUUGGUAGAUUGAAGUUUAUACCCUGCUGAGAUUGUGUAGGUUUUUGCCACAGAGUGAACUGGGUCUCCUUGAGUUGUGUGUUAUCACUUCAUCACUUUGGACAUUUAGUAAAAAAAAAAAGACAUUAUUUAUCUUAAUUACAUUUACUCCUGUUCUCUUCUACUUUUUCUCUUUUUUGCGUAGUGCAUGUACAUUCCAUUCAUGCCUUUAUAAGACAUCUUAUGCUUACUGACAUGUUCAACCAAAGUUCUCAUUCCCUCCACAAGCUAACAGUUAUGUGCUUAGACUCCUCAAAGCAGAUUCCACCUUUUCAACAGCGUAGUAGUUAUCAUUAUGAUUAUUAUGUAUGUAUCUGUGUGUAUGCGUGCUGGUAUGUCAGCAUCUUGUCUGGGCUGCUUUCUACAUGGAAAUCUAAGCCUCACAUAUAGGAUAAAAUAUGAUAAACUAUUUUCCAAUUGAACACAUACAACAUGAAAUCUCUCUUGAACUCACUAGUAUUAUAAGGUAACAAAAAUACAAAUUAUGAGUACAUCAAAUUACUUUAUGUAAAAUACCACUGUCCACACUAUGCACAGCACCAUCUUAAGCCUUAGCAUUAGAUAUAACAAGAGCAAUGAUAAUGAUCAUUUAUUAUCAUUAUUAUUAUUAUUAUUAUUACUAUUAUUAUUAUUAUUAUUAUUAUUAUUAUUAUUAUGCUUAUGUGUUCAACUCUGGUAAGCAGCAUGUGGUGAGAGUCCAUAAACAGAGAGAGAGAGAGAGAAUUUUUUUGUUUUAUUAUUAUUAUUAUUUUUAUUUUUAUUUUUUUGUCUCCACCCUUCUUUAUUUUAUCAGGCAUCACUGAGUGUGAUAGCAGCUUCCCCACUUCUCCAUAAACUGUGUGUGUGUGUGUGUGUGUGUGUGUGUGUGUGUGUGUGUGUGUGUGUGUGUGUGUGUGUGUGUGUGUGUGUGUGUGUGUGUGUGUGUGUGUGUGUGUGUGUUAUUUAUUAAGCUGUGCAACUAUGGUGAAAUGCAUUUCAUCAACACACUGUGGGUCUGUGGGUUAGCCUAAGUACACAAUGAGACACAGGGCAGAGCAGCAUAGGUGUGGUGCACACAUUGAGAAGUAGUCUAUCAUCCUAUGCAGCACUGUGGUCAUGUCUCACAAAAAAUAAUGUAGAAACUGUGGAUCAUCAUUGCACAUGUACAGGAAACUGCAUUCCAACAACUGAGUGAUACAGACCAACAAAUCUCCAUCUGCACUGUGCUGUCCUGCACACUUCCACUUCAAACACUGAGAUGCAGUUUUCAAUCCUGCUAUCCUACAUUGUCUGUCAUGUUGACAGACAAUGUACACAAUGUGUACUCUCCUUUAUGGUGAGACCUUUCAUGUGAGGUUGUGGGUAGUAGCAGUGGCUUGUAAACAUACUGUGGGGUCUUAAAGAAAGAAAGCACUGGUGUGUGUGUGUGUGUGUGUGUGUGUGUGUGUGUGUGUGUGUGUGUGUGUGUGUGUGUGUGUGUGUACUGGAUAAUAUAAGAAGGUAUUUAUUAUCUACAGUAUACUCGUAUAUCCAUCUACAUUUUCUCAUCUCAUGCCUGUUUCUAAGAACUCCCCAUAGAAAUUAUGCCAGCAGAUAAGACUAUUAAUUUAUACCUUUGCAUUCCCACUUUGCAUACUCUAAUCCUCACAAUCUCCUUUCACUAUCUUCCCUCAUGUACUUCAGCACUCUACUUUUCUAUUUUUUUUUUUUUUUUUUUUUUUUUUUUUUUUUUUUUUUGCACAGCAUCAAUAAUAACCCACCUGACCUAUAUCUCAUUGGUCAUUGUACUGCUUCUAUCAUUACCAUUCUUAUUAUCAUUACUAUGCUGUGCAACUGAUCCUCAGGCAGUGUGGUGUGGUAAGGAUUGGUCCCGUCUCCCCUAGAGGCUAAGUUGUAAAGGAAUGCUUGUUGAAUGUAUGUAGACAACUUCCAGCUACUUCCUUUUGAGGGAGAUAUCAGUCUGUCAUGUAAAUCAUAAUCAUACCAGGCUGUCAUCCCCACAAAGAAGGAUAGUUGAGGCAAAGCACCCCUCCCUCCAUCAUCUGAAUAUUGAGUGACAUUGGAUGCAUUAUACUAUUAAUGAUGUGAAAUGCAUGUCAUAUCAUAAAACAAAAUCUUCUGCUGAAACUUAUCCAUUAAUAAAUCACUGUGGAGUUUG